AUGGUGGCGUAUGCUCCACAGCCUAUUCCGAUAGUUGCGAUCCUGUUGAGACCUCCUAAAAUUUUGGAUGGUGAAAUUUACAUCAGUUUUUCCAAGGAGGAGAUUACAAAGUCGGCUGAGCCGUUCAUUUUUUCUCUGGUUUUAAAAUUCUUCAGGAAUCGUCCUUCUCUAGAUGAUAUUCGGUCCUAUAUUAGAAGAAGAUGGGGGCUCGUUGUUCAGCCUGUGGUCUCGUUGAUGGCGGCGCCUAGGUCGGUGUUUGUAAGGUUUGCUAAUGAGGGGGAUUUUAAGAUGGCAAUAUCCAGGGAGUCUUGUGAAGUGAAGGGAGUCCCCUACCGUGCGUUCCAUUGGUCGACGGAGUACACAGAGGAACUGGAAUCUCCAGUGGUACCUGUAUGGAUUUCACUCCCUAGUUUGCCUCCGAACUUGUUUCAUGAAUCGUUCCUGGAAAAUAUCACAAUGCCAAUUGGGAAAUAUGUGCGCAGCGAUAAUUGUACCAGAUGUGCUACCCGGACGGAUGCGGCAAGAGUUUGCGUUGAAAUGAAUGCCGCUAAAGAUCCUAUUGAAUCGCUAUGGAUUGGGGUGCCUCACCAAAUGGGUAGUCGAUUGCAGAAGGUUAUAUAUGAAAAUUUACCAGCGUAUUGCAGGCUCUGUAAAACGCAGGGGCACAAUAUAGCAAAGUGUCGUAAGGCUGGCGCUCAGGAUGGAAAAAACAAGAAUCUGGAGGGGAAUAGGGAUAAUAGAAGAAGGAUUUACAAGGAGAAGGGCCAAACAGAAGGAGAAACGGGGCAGAUUCCUUUGGUGACGGGUUCGGAAAUGGUCAAAGGGAAGGAGUUGAGUUCUUCCAUACAAGUUGGAAGCCUGAUGAUCGUAGAGGAACCAGAGGAGGUGGAGCUUCAGGGCUAG
Juglans microcarpa x Juglans regia is the source of this 903-nucleotide messenger RNA. RefSeq lists its product as uncharacterized. Bases 1 to 903 code for a protein of 300 amino acids. The transcript has a single exon. The record is from RefSeq and is a predicted model, not a curated record. NCBI's taxonomy places the organism in Eukaryota, Viridiplantae, Streptophyta, Magnoliopsida, Fagales, Juglandaceae.